This is a messenger RNA of Cordyceps militaris CM01, 2514 nucleotides long. RefSeq names its product sulfatase domain protein. The record is from RefSeq and is a predicted model, not a curated record. The transcript has a single exon. NCBI's taxonomy places the organism in Eukaryota, Fungi, Ascomycota, Sordariomycetes, Hypocreales, Cordycipitaceae. The coding region runs from base 1 to 2514 and encodes 837 amino acids.
AUGGACCGCUUACGCCGUCUCCUUGGCACCAUAGCCGCUCGGUUCGCCAACCGCCGCUAUGUCUUCGCAGUCGCUGUAGUCAGCGUCGUCGCCGCCAAGGCCGUACAUAUCGACGCCCAUCUCAAAGCGCUCUCCCCGACCGACAUGGUGCAAUGGGGCCCAUCCUUCUUCUUCCAGGACAGUAUACUGCUCCUGGCAAUUCGCGCCAUGCUCUUUGCCCAAGGUCCCUGGGCCGCCGCCAUCGGAACCACGCUCUCUUCCAUCCUCGUCCUCGUCUGCCUCGCCCUCGCCUCCAUCAACAUCUCCUUCUUCGCCGUCGCUGGCAACGAACUACAUUGGCGCAAUGUUGCUCUCGCCGGUGACUCCUCUUCUUGGAGUACCCUCCUCACCGGCCUCUUCUCCCUUGGUGUCACCCUCACAGCAAUCCUCCUCGCAAGCUGGCUCUUGCAAGAUAUCUGCUACAUCGUCGCCACUAUUGCACUCGAUAUUCUCAAGUUUCCCUUCACCUUCGUUUACUCGCGCCUCAUAGGCAAUCGUCGCCGUUCAUCUGCCACUCAAUAUACAAAUGUGCCCCAAAACGACGCCGAAAACGCCCUCGAGCAUCGCUAUACCGACGACGAGAUCGAUCCCUCCUCCGAGCCCAAGAUGACCCAGCCUCCCCGACGCCGCAGUACUCUCUUUGGUAUCGCCCUCAACCUCGGCAUUGGCUUCGGUCUGCUCGCCCAGCUUGUUUCCUACGUCGCCCGUCCUGACCAAACCUCGGUCACUUUCAUGUCGUGGACCCUACCCCUUGUUCCCUUCAUGGACUUUGCUCAUGCCGCCCCAAACCUAGCCAACCUGCUCACAUACCAUGGUCAGAAUUUCCAUUUUGACAACCUGACAGCUCUGACCCACCCCGUUCCUCUCCCCUGGCUCCCCAAGGACGUCAAGCUGCCCGGGUUUGAGGACUGGCAUGAUCACAGGGAACACUACAACGCCGAGGCCGACCCCAUCAAAAUAUCUAAUCUCAAGGAUCCCCUUCUCGAACCACUCCACGGCGUUCUUAAGGACGUUUCCAUCCGCAACAUUAUCCUCAUCAAGCUUGAGAGCACUCGCAAGGAUGUGUUUCCUAUCAAAAAGGGCGGCUUCAUCUGGAACAAGUUUGAAAAGUCGUUUGAGAACGGCACACUGCCCGAAGCAGCCCAGCAGCGCCUCGCUACCUUGACUCCGAAUGCCAACUACAUCACUGGUGACUACGAUGACGGCUUCGACCACGACGAGCGACGUCGCCGUGGCGGCAUCAACGCCAACAACUGCCACACCACCGGCACAUACACCCUCAAGAGUCUGCCCGGCACACUCUGCGGCAUUACCCCUCUAGUAGCCGACAUGAACCAAGAAUACCAAAGUCACGUCUACCAACCCUGUCUCGCCCAGAUCUUUGAUGCCUUCAACGCCAUUGACCAUUCGUCAGACCGCAAAAGUGACGGUUUCAAGUCGUACAAGUGGAAUUCCAUGUUCAUGCAGUCUGUCACCCACUCUUUUGACAAGCAGGACAAGCUCAUGCCCGUCAUGGGCUAUCCAGACGGCCGCUUCAUCGACUCCGAAUACCUGCGUUCCGACAAUGCGAAAUUUGGCAAGAGCGAUAUCGAAGACAUCAACUACUACGGCAUGCCAGAAAACGCCAUUGCAGAGUACGUCAAGGAUGCCUUUGCUUCGGCCAAGAAGAACAACGAGCGCGUCUUCCUCACUCACCUCACGUCUACCUCUCACCAUCCCUUCGCACUCCCCAAGGGUGAGCCCUACGUCAGUCUCAGCGAAGAUUCCGGCCUGCAAGACCUUUCGGGGUACACCAACGCCGCCGGCUUUGUCGACCGCUGGCUGGGGCAGAUUUUUGACAUUCUGGAAGAGACUGGUGCCGCCAACGAGACCUUGAUUGUCUAUGUUGGUGACCACGGGCUGUCUAUUGCUGAAAACGCCGCCGUCACGCCCUACUACCAGCCCAACAUCGGCAACUUCCACGUUCCACUUGUCCUCUCGCACCCGUCUUUGCCACCUAUUGAUGUCAAUGACGUUGCCAAUUCGAACAUGAUUCUCCCCACAAUCCUCGAUCUUCUGAUCGAAACCGGUUCUCUUGGUGCCAGCGACACCAAGGCUGCGCGGGACUUGGUCAAGAACUAUGAGGGCCAAUCGCUGAUUCGUCCUCUACGCAGCCAUGGUGAGCCCGCCGAUGUGGGAGGCUGGCAAUUCACCGUCAUGAACCCGGGUCGCGCAACGCUCUCGGUGCGCGAUGCUCGCCAUCCAGACUGGCGCGUCGUCGUCCCGAUUGUCGCGGACAUUGAGUGGCGCUUCACCAACACAAAAGAGGACAAGCACGAGGAUGAGCCGAUUGUGGAUUUUGGCUAUCCAGAAUUCUUGAAAAAGGUGCAAGAUGCCUUUGGCGAGGAUGUUGCCAUGUGGGUUGAAGAAGCAGCUUUUGUUUCUCGUUGGUGGGUGGACGAUAAUGCUCGGCGCUGGCGCUACGACGCGUCCUGA